AUGGAGCAAUAUCGUGAUAUUUUUGAUACCGAAAAACAAAGGAAAUUUAGAGUAGAAACUGAAAAUUUGACAGCUAAUAUUAUGGUUCAACCAAAGCCUUCAAAAUCUAACUUAGUACAGCGUAUGUCCGAUGCAGUUGUCAAUACUGCCAGGACUGUUGAAAAUUCGAUGAAUCAUUAA
Molecule: messenger RNA, 180 nt
Organism: Diversispora eburnea
Lineage: Eukaryota; Fungi; Glomeromycota; Glomeromycetes; Diversisporales; Diversisporaceae
Source: the annotation of a GenBank genome assembly